This is a messenger RNA of Emys orbicularis (European pond turtle), 1207 nucleotides long. RefSeq names its product enkurin domain containing 1 (gene ENKD1). Gene Ontology annotation, cellular component: cytoplasmic microtubule. The record is from RefSeq and is a predicted model, not a curated record. NCBI's taxonomy places the organism in Eukaryota, Metazoa, Chordata, Testudines, Emydidae. Bases 95 to 1207 code for a protein of 370 amino acids. The transcript has 8 exons.
CACACAGCUCUGAGGUGCCGAGUCCUCUGGCUGCUGCCUGACAUCUCUCUCCUCCUGUCAUCUGUGAAGUACAAGCCGCAGAGCCGUGGCCGAGAUGUCUGAGGGACCUUCCAGGAUCUCGGGACCCAUCCCUCCCGACCCUACGCUGUUCCCAGACUAUUACAAACGCCCCCUAUCAGCUCGAGGGAGGCUGGAAGGGAAUGCCUUGAAGCUGGACUUCCUCUCGGGCCCUUUAGCCCCAGAUCCCAGCCUGUACCCCACCUGCUACAGUGCCCGCCCUGCCCAUCCUGCCCCGCGUAUCCGCCCCAACGGUCAGGCCAUCCUGGAGAAGGGGCAGAAGGGGACGGUCGGGGUCUUGCUGAAGCUGGAGGGGAUCUCUCUCUACAGGGAGCCGCCCCUGAAAAGGAAAGAGGCCAAGGACCACGAGAAGGAGAAUGUGAGGCGGAUGAGGGAGAUCCAGAGGAAAUGCAAGGAGAAGGAGCUGGUGCGGGAGCACAGCCAGCCCAAACCCAUGAAGGCCUUGUGGAAAUCCCAGAAGUAUGAGAAUGUGGAGUCCAAGGUGAAGGCCAAGUUGCAGGAGAGCUCUCCCCCGCCCAACCCGGAGUCUCAGAAAUUCCUCCGGGCAUAUUCCCGCUGCGGCUCUGGGGUCCAGCCACGCCGUUCGCUGUCGCCCAGCCCUGCCAAAACGAGAGUGGUGACCGACACUGAGGCUGCAGGAGCACAGCGCACUGAUGCCAAGAUCCAGGUAGAAGGCACCAGCGUCGACUUCGUAAGCCACAACGCCCGCACUGCCAAACGGGCCCCCAUGCGGCGCUCGCGCUCGCUGCAGUCGCUGGCCGAGGCGCUGGAGCAGAAGCACCGGGAGCAGGAGGAGUACAACGCCAAGCAGAAGGGCCACGUGCCCCAGUACCUGCUGGAGCGGAAGGAUCACUGGCGCAGGGAGAUGGAGGAACGGCAGCGGAACCUGCCCGACCCUGACAUGCCACCGGGUCACACCAUGAUGCCAGAGAGCGAGCGGCUGGCAACCCUGAACAACCUGCAGCAGAGCCAGGAGCAGCUGGUGAAGGACCUUGUGAUGCUGCCGGUGCGGGCCGACACCCUGAGCAUUCAGAAGAGGCGGGCGGAGCUGGAGAAGAAGCUGUCGCAGAUCGAUGAGGCCCUCAAAAUCUUCUCCCGGCCCAAGGUCUUCAUCAAGCUGGACUCCUGA